Molecule: messenger RNA, 759 nt
Organism: Cajanus cajan (pigeon pea)
Lineage: Eukaryota; Viridiplantae; Streptophyta; Magnoliopsida; Fabales; Fabaceae
Source: RefSeq, a predicted model, not a curated record
AUGGAGGCUGAGAGAGCUGCAGUUGGUGCAGCAAGACCUACAGGGUCACAGGAAAGCCGGGAUCUUGCUGAGUUCCGGAAGUGUAAUCCUCCACAGUUUGCAGGAGAUGCGGAUCUAGAGGUAGCUGACCGCUGGAUCCGUGAGCUAGAGAAGAUCUUUACUGUCCUGGGAUGUCCUCCAGAUAGGAGGUUAGCAUAUGCUGUGUGUAUGCUUGUUGGGGAGGCUGAACAUUGGUGGAGAGGCACCUAUCAGAUGCUUGCUGCUAGAGGAGUUACAGUUGAUUGGGAGUGCUUCCGGACGGUGUUUAUAGAGAAGUACUUUCCGGAAAGCGUGAGGCAUGCCAAGGAGGCAGAGUUUAUGCGACUGCAUCAGGGAGGGAUGACAGUUUCUGAGUAUGCGAUGAAAUUCGAGCACCUGGCUCGUUUUUAUUCGCAAGUGGAGAAGGAAAAAGUGGUGGAGCGGUUAGAGGGUGGCAACCGGGUUGUGAGGACUGCUAGGGGGCCAUCUAGGUCCAAGAAGGGUGAGAGUCAGAGGAAGCCGGACUGUCCGCACAUAGAGAGUCGUUGCUUCAGAUGUCAUCAGAUGGGCCACAAGUCAGCCAAUUGCCCUGCUAGAGGCAGACCAGAGAGGAGUACUCCGAGGGGUGAUGUGCAGAGGACUGAUACUCAGAGGAGUAGCGCACAGAGAGUUGAUACUCAAAAGGGUGACAGACCCACUACUGCUGGUAGGGCGGUUGAUCUUUCCUCAGGAGGAGGAUAA